Lingula anatina is the source of this 1975-nucleotide messenger RNA. Its product is annotated as contactin-5-like. Gene Ontology annotation, cellular component: plasma membrane; cell-cell junction. Gene Ontology annotation, biological process: cell-cell adhesion. NCBI's taxonomy places the organism in Eukaryota, Metazoa, Brachiopoda, Lingulata, Lingulida, Lingulidae. Gene Ontology annotation, molecular function: cell adhesion molecule binding. The record is from RefSeq and is a predicted model, not a curated record.
AUGUCAGUUAACCCCUUCGUAUCAAUCCGAGCAUCGCCAAAUAGUACAGUGAAAGAAGGAGAUGAUGUGACCUUGACCUGUGAUGUAACCAAAGCCAACCCAACAGUUACUAGCUAUGUUUGGAGUAGAACUCGAGACAUAAACAAUGGCGUCCAUACCCAGGCCACAUAUACCAUUAAUCAGAUACAGGUGGAGCAGAAUGGGACAUACACGUGUUAUGCCACAGCACAGUCCAGUCGUCAUGGCAACCUGGUCGGAGAGAGCAGUGUGACUUUGACAGUUCAAUAUAGACCAACAGUCACGGUAACACUUAAGGGUAAUCCGGUGGCAGUGACCGAGGGGGAUGACGUCACGUUUCAAUGUGCUGCACAUGGCAAUCCUCCUGUAUAUACGGAUUAUAAGUGGACACAUAUUACAUUUGGUAGUCCUGAGUCUCAAGAAAUGUCAACUGGGAGAGAGUUGGUGUUGUCACGUGUCACAUAUCUAGACAACGGUGAAUACGUUUGCAGUGUUAGAAACAGCGUAGGACAAGGGCUGGGAAGGAAGAGGCUGGACGUAUUGUAUUCACCAAGCAUCGCGGUGGAAUCACGUAUAGUUGCUGCAUCUAUCGGCAAACCAGCAAUAUUGUCCAUCUCAGUUUCGGCCAACCCAGCCAAUGCUUCGUUUACCUGGAAGAAGAGUAACGGUGAUAAGAAAUUGCCUGUUGUAGGCGGUAUUGUCCUUACUGGUCCAAGUUCAUUGAAAAGUAAACUGUUUAUUCCCAGUGUACAAGGAAGUGAUUACGGACAGUAUGUGUGUACAGUUUCACACACAGUGGCUAGCCGGGAAUUUACUUUUGAGAUCAGACCAAAAGGACCCCCAGAAAGACCCACAGACUUCAGGAUAUUAAGCUGGACAUCAGUAUCAGUCACAUUAGCCUGGGUGUCCGGGUUUAACGGAGGCAGUAAUCAGUCAUUUCACAUUCAGUACAAGGAAACGUCUAGAACUCGGUGGCAAAAGGAUGAUCAACUCGUCGUCUCUGAUCCCGGUUACAUGAAGACAUCCAAGGCAAAAGUGCCCGACCUCAACCCAGCCACGUCGUAUGAUUUUCGUUUAGUUUCUAUCAACAAACACCCGUCCACCAACAGCAGUGGUUUUACUGGAGCUUUUACACAGAAAACAAAAGCCAGACCCAAAGUCCUAGAUGCUAAAUUAUCCGUCUCCAUCACGCCCACUGUGGCUACCGUCAGUUGGACAAUAUCGAGUGGAAUCGAGGACAUCACCAGCUACGUGGUUAAAUACUGUGAGAGAGGCACCGUGGUUUGUAACAGGCAGAGGGUGACAAACCGCACAGCUACAUCCAUCGUUAUAACACUAGAUGACGGAUUCCAGGACUACACGUUCUCACUGUUGAUUUAUGAAGAAGAUGAUCUGGUUAAGGUUUUAGAUCAACCCACAUCAGAGCCAUCCCAAGUCCAGUUUCAAGUGGGCGUGAUAGUUGGCAUUGUGGUUGCUGUACUCGUGUUGCUCAUAUUGGCUGUAAUAACUACAAUUGUUAUUCGUCGCUUUAGAAAGUCGAAAAGUGGAAGUGAGGUAGCUAACCGAGAGACAGCAGCGGCAGGUGGGAUAACUGAAAUGAAGAACCUAAACUCUCAACCGCAAGUGAGGCCCCCGGCCACGGAAAGCAGCAUCUAUGAAGUUCCUGACCAUCAAGCAAAUCAAACACCAAUCUACACAGAUCUACAGCCCCCUAGUGAUACACGAUGAGUCCUGACAAGAAAUGUUAAUAGCGGUAGUGAACGUGCAUACUUCUAGUGUGUGAACAUUGUUUUUCUUUUCCCGAUGAUUUGGCGACACUAAAAUAAAUAUCAGCAGACUUCCUUUGCUAGAUGAAAAUCGGUAAAACUUCGAAUAUUUAGAAUCUGUCUACUUUCAAUAAGAUAUCAUUUUUUUGCCAAUAACUAUAGAUAGCAUUUUGUCUUUUUUAUAAAAAAAU